GAGCUUCAGACAAAAUUUAGACUCAAACGAAAAAUAUAAGCCAAAAAUCAAUUCGAUUCUGAACAGCACAAAAAUUAAACCCAAACGAGUAGCGAGCAACGAGCAACGAGCAACGAGUAACGAGUGCACAGCAACGAUGAACAGCAACGAGAGAGAUGCGUUGAGCCCCAAAAUUGGUGGCCUGGGCAGCAGCAGGUUUGAGUUUCGGUUUGCCGGUCCGGACUCCAUUAAGAAUGCGGUGCAGCGGCACAAUGAGCAGCGGGCAGCGGAGUUGGCCGAGCAAAGUCGCCAGCGGGACGUCGACGGCGGCAAGGCGUUGGCUGGCGGUCCAAUCUUCUGCAAGGUGCGCAGCUCUGGCCGUGAUGUGAUCAGCAAGUACACGUCCCGCGACAUGGAUGUGGAGACGCACUUGUCGCUGCACUCUGCCACAGACAAGGAGCAGACACAGGCAGCUCCGAAGUGUUGCCACUUCCAGCAGAGCGAAGUUCCCAGUGAGGUGUGCGACUCGCUGGACUCGCUGGACUCGCUGGAGUCACUCGAGUCGGUGCCCCCCUGGGUGCAGGCAUCCGAGGCAAUGCUGAUGGUCGUCCAGCCACCGUUCCAGCAGCAGCAGGCGCAACGUGUCAGGGUGGCAGAGGGUAGACCCAAGCUGCAGAUUCCACCGUGUGUGCAGAGAUGGGCGCUGAAGGUGCCACCCAAGCCGAGCAAGAGAGCGGCAAAGACACAGCGAAAGCGUACAAUCAGCGCUCAGGAUGCUGGCGAUGCUGGGGAUGCUGGGGAUGCUGGCGAUGCUGGGGAUGGGAGCGAGAAGAAAGCAAAUGUCCAAAAGGUCAUCCAAGUGCAGUACCGAGAGCCGAGGGCAUGCUUUGCGGAUGUCAUACCCUCGCCCAUGAUGUCGCAGGCCAUCAGGGUGAAGGUGUGCGAGGCGCCGAACAUCUCCUACUUUGCCGCAGGCCAAUUCAUGCAUCAACACCGCAGCCUUGCGCCGGAGUCGACGGCGCCGUUCUUUCGCGAGGACAGCGACCUCGAGCACGAGUACAAGGAUCGGGCGGCGUAUCUCUGUGCGGUGGGGAGUCGCCCCAGCUGUGCCAGCAGCCGGGAAGACGCCACACUGGCUAGGUGCCACAAGACGCCGAUGUUCUGCGAGCUGGAGUGCGGUUCGCGCGGAGUGCAACUCUGGCGCAGUCUCAACCCGCUGCGGUACACCUCACAGCGCUCGGAGGAGACGCUGGCCAGCAGCAGUCGGCAUCAGGUGGUGCCACUGCCGCGUCCACGAGUGCCCAAGAAGAGUUCAGCAGAAAAGCAGAAGGAUGAGCUGCAGACGCUCCACCCUCGCCAGCCUGGAGGGCGGGACGGGAAGUCGAGUCAAGCUGCCACUGUCCCCUACCAGCAGCAGCCAAGGCGUCGCAGAUGCCGCCAGACGCAGACGCAGACGCAGACGCAGGCGCAGAUGGCGGUGUGCAGCCAAUCGCUGGAGCAACUCAAGUGCCAGAAGCUGGGCAUCUACAACAAAAUAACGCUGAAGCAGGAGCGGAUCAUUGGCGCCCUGGACCGACUGCAGCACAGUCUGCUGCAGCUGCAGGUGCCCGAGUGCAGCAGCCAGGAGCGCAGGAAGCGGGAGCGGAACGCGUUCGAGUUUUGUGUGCGCUUCUCCAGGAACUUCCUGUAUCCGCUGAAGGGCAUGCUCGACGAUGUGCGCCGCACGCCGGUGACCUACUUCCACAGCGUCACCUCGAACGAGGCCUGCCAGCGGGUGGUGUCUGUGUACGGGUUGAUGCACCAAUCGAUUGCCACGUACCAGCGCCAGCUGCGCUACUUUCUGCUGGACAAGGUGCCGCAGAAGCUGAGCGCACUCAUGGAGAUGAUCUACACGCUGGGCAACACGUGCGUGGAGAAGGGCAUACUGGACAGGCAGGAUCCGGUGGCUGAGUGCCUGCGCGAGCGAUGCACAAAGUUCCUCACCUUCAUCGAGGACAUGCAGGAGGAGCGCUUCAAGUUGGCCCGCGAGAGCUAUCGCCGUGCCCACAGGCAGCCGGAGCGAAAGACCACCAAGCAGAACUUCGACCUCAGGAUGUGCCUCAACGACCACAAGACGUACGAGCCGCGGCUGGUGGCCAAGAAGAAGCCGCAGGAGCCGAAGCGUGGCCGUGUGGCACGCACCAAGGUGCCCCCCAGCGUGGCACGUGCCACCGCAUCCGCUGCGGAUAAUGCCCACAGCCCAGAGGAGGUUAAGACACAGGUGGCAAUGGACGACAUGCCCUACAGGAAGGCAAGGCUGGCCUCGCCCAAGGCACACUUGACCGAGCAGCAGCCAGCAGCGGCGGGCAGAAGGGACAGCCGCAACGCCAAGCUGGAGGAUGAGCUGCAGCAGGCCCUGAUCGAUGCAUUGCGUCACGUGUCCAGAUCUGAAGUGCAUCAGGUGCUCGAUCCCUUGAUGCGUUCCAUUGGCGCCAUCCUGGACGAGAAGAUGCCAAAACACUAAUUGAAUUGAGUUUAAUUGAUUUACGCAAAAUUAAUACAGUGUAAGCUUUCGGCAAACGACAAAUCCCACAAAAUUGUGCAACAAAAUAGACAGGAUUUGGGCCCUCGAUGGAUUGUUGUAUGGAAAGUGGCCAGCAGUUCCACAUAGCAAAAUUUGGAAAGUAUUUCGCAUAAAUAAAUGGAGCCUUGUGUUAGGUUUUUCGUUCAGAUGAAA
Messenger RNA from Drosophila guanche, 2695 nucleotides. RefSeq lists its product as uncharacterized. The transcript has 3 exons. Lineage: Eukaryota; Metazoa; Arthropoda; Insecta; Diptera; Drosophilidae. The record is from RefSeq and is a predicted model, not a curated record. Bases 137 to 2482 code for a protein of 781 amino acids.